AACGCGACGUCGGCAAGAUAGAACGAUUUUCCCGGCGCACACGCUCUAUUCCCUGGCCGUGGUGUAUCUACGCGCGCGAGCACGUUUUUGCGAAUGCAAAACGAGACGCACAAGUGUAUUACGGACGAUGAGGUGCAGCGAAAGUACAGAGCCAUUAUGCCGCGGAGUAUAUAAGGCUCACUCUAGAAAACGAAGCGGUUCAGUUAGUGGUUAUACGCCACCACAAAACAUACGCGAACUCGACGAUGAAUAUUAAGAUAGCCAUCGUGCUGGUGGCAGUGGCCACGCUACCGAGUCGCGGUGAGGAAUCCAAGGCGGCCGAGAAGGAGUCGAAGUCGUCCGUCGAGCCUACGCAGAAGAAGACCGAGAAGCGCGGUCUGCACGGCAGCUACGGUGACCUUGGCGGAGGUGGUGGCGACUUUGGCGGCGGUGGCGGCGGCGGUGGCGGCGGCGGCGAGUACGGGCAUCAGGAGCACGUGAAGACGGUGACGGUGGUGAAGAAGGUGCCUGUGCCGUACGAGGUGACGAAGCACGUGCCCUACGUGGUCGAGAAGCACGUCCCGUACGAGGUGAAGGUGAACGUGCCGCAGCCGUACACCGUGGAGAAGCAUGUCCCGUACCCGGUGAAGGUGUUCGUGAAGGUGCCGGAUAAAGUGUAA
Messenger RNA from Nomia melanderi (Alkali bee), 659 nucleotides. It is a transcript of the gene Vajk4, whose product is annotated as Vajk4. Gene Ontology annotation, molecular function: aldehyde-lyase activity; zinc ion binding. Gene Ontology annotation, biological process: carbohydrate metabolic process. NCBI's taxonomy places the organism in Eukaryota, Metazoa, Arthropoda, Insecta, Hymenoptera, Halictidae. The record is from RefSeq and is a predicted model, not a curated record.